AUGUCGAUUCACGAAGACGCCCGGAAGGGGAUCCUUGUUGGGGACGUCCUUGACAAUCACAUCAAGAAAAUCUUCACCGAACAAGAUCCUGAUUCAGGGCUCACCCCACUGGCGAUAGCCGUCGUCGAAGGAUUUCCCGAAGAGGUUGAGCAGCUCCUCAAGAAGGGCGCUCGAGCAGAUGGCCUCUCUAAGAAAGGUGAGACCCCUCUCCUCCUCGCUGCCUGGAAGACCUUGAGGGAGCGUGCUCGAAUCAUCCAACUCCUGCUGGCCGGCGGAUUCCUCCCGGGUUUCGUCGACAAGACCUGUAGCGAAGCGCGGAACAAUACGCCGUUGAUGUUCGCGAUACAGAAAGGGGAUCUCGAGUCAAUCAGGUUGCUACGAAAGGCCGGAGCCUCGCUGCGGAUUACGAAUGAUGAUAACAAAAGUGCGGAAGAUAUGGCCAAGGAGAAAAAUGAAAAGGCCAUCUAUCGGGCACUCGAUCCAGACGAGGAGCCGUUAAGACUCGCGCGCUUAACUAACGACAUUGUCGAUUAUCUGCGAUACAUUAUUGCUUGGGUAAACGAGAGCUCCAACGGCGCCGUCCGCGAUGUAUCCGGACUGGACCCCGAAAUAGACCAAGAUUUAGACGAAGUAGGGAAACCUGAUAGGUCCAACGAUUGGGCAAUGGGGAACACAGAGGAUACUACCACGGACGAGUUCCUCAAAAACGUCGAUAAAUAUGUCAAGAUCACAACCGAUGGCAUUCUAGAACGCUUCUUCGGAGACAAGAAAGAUUUCGUAAGAGACAUAGCCCGGAAGAUCGUAGACUGGGCACAAGUUUCGACCGCAGGCCGUGAGGCGAAAGACGUUCCGCAAAGAAGAGUCAAGGUCCCGUUAUAUCGGCCAGUCAUCUAUUGUGACGACAGCACCUCGAUGAAGCGGGAGGGGCGUUGGGAGAAUCAAAAGGCACUGGUCCAGCGCAUCGCUAGGAUAACCACACGGCUACUUCCUGAGGGCGAAGGUGUCUCCUUGCGCUUCAUCAAUCGAGAUGUCACCGAACCCGACGACCUAGGCUUGGAGGAGCUGGGCGAGAUUCUGCGAGACAUGCCCUGGCAGCCCGGCGGUGAUACCCCGAUCGGCACGAACCUGCGAUCCAAAAUCCUCGAGCCGCUAGUCUACAGCAAGAUCAGGGAGAAGAAACUCAAGAGGCCUCUGCUCGUCAUCAUGAUUACCGACGGCAUGCCUGAGCCCGAGAGCAAGUCCGAGAUCGUCAAUGUCAUCUUGGAGUGCGAGAGAAAACUGCAGGAGGGCGGCUACCCCCCCGAAACUGUAAAAUUCAUGAUUGGCCAGAUUGGAACAGGAAAAAGUGCUACAAGAUUUCUAGAAUAUCUUCGACAGAACUCUGACAUUUCACGGUCAACGUUCGUCACUUCUGAGAGGCUUGAUGAGAAGUUCGCGGACUAUAGAGGGAAUGGCCGAGAGCUAGAUCGUUGGCUGGUUGAGACCAUGUUUUCUCCAUUUCUCAAGUCUACUAACUAG
Molecule: messenger RNA, 1518 nt
Organism: Durotheca rogersii
Lineage: Eukaryota; Fungi; Ascomycota; Sordariomycetes; Xylariales; Xylariaceae
Exons: 6
Coding region: 1-1518 (505 amino acids)
Molecular function (GO): protein binding
Source: RefSeq, a predicted model, not a curated record